Messenger RNA from Lagenorhynchus albirostris (white-beaked dolphin), 1647 nucleotides. It is a transcript of the gene WNT9B, whose product is annotated as Wnt family member 9B. Gene Ontology annotation, biological process: canonical Wnt signaling pathway; neuron differentiation; cell fate commitment. The transcript is spliced from 4 exons. Bases 1 to 1647 code for a protein of 548 amino acids. The record is from RefSeq and is a predicted model, not a curated record. Gene Ontology annotation, cellular component: extracellular region. Gene Ontology annotation, molecular function: frizzled binding; cytokine activity. Lineage: Eukaryota; Metazoa; Chordata; Mammalia; Artiodactyla; Delphinidae.
AUGCGACAGGGCGCCGCGCCGCCGGCAUCAUGCGCCCCCCGCCCGCGCUGGCCCUGGCCGCGCUCUGCCUGCUGGCGCUGCCCGCCGCCGCCGCCGCCGCCUACUUCGGGUCAGUGCCCGCCGCGCCCCGGCCCGCCUGCCUUCCCCUCCUCCCGCUGCAGCAAGGCCAACUUUUCCCUUCCGCUGGCCCUGGCCCCGGCAGGAUCUCGAACUCAGACCUUAGCCCCGGUGAUACCCAGCCCCAUCUCGGGGUCGGAGUUCGCGCCCAGAACUCCUUCUCUGGCUUCCCCGACUCGGACCCGGAUCCCACCUUCUAGCGUCCGAGCUCUGGUCCCCUUCACCGCCGCUCUUCUCACCCUGUCCUGUCCGAGACCUCAUCCCGCCCACUCGGCCGGGUCUCAGACCCCCACCCAAGCUCCCGGACUCUGCAGGCGUUUCGCACCUUGUCCCCGUCCUCCCCGGGGCUCCCUGUCCCUGCCUGUCCAAGGCGUCCCUCCCGCGCUCGGAUGCCCUCUCGGAUCCUCACUCGGUGCCCUGUCCGCCCCAAUCCUGGGCUCUGUCCAGCCACCCGUCCUUGCCUGGGGCUCCCUCGCGACCCUCUGCCUUCGCCCCGCAGAGCGGAGACCCGGAGGGCUGGCUGGAUGGGUGGGCCUAACCGGGCGGGAGGUCCUGACACCCUUCCCGGGUCUGGGCACUGCCCCUGCCCCAGCACAGGGUGGGGCCCACCUGAAGCAGUGUGACCUCCUGAAGCUGUCCCGCCGGCAGAAGCAGCUCUGCCGGCGGGAGCCAGGCCUGGCUGAGACCCUGCAGGAUGCCGCACACCUCAGCCUGCUCGAGUGCCAGUUCCAGUUCCGGCAUGAGCGCUGGAACUGCAGCCUAGAGGGGAGGACGGGGCUGCUCAAGAGAGGUUUCAAGGAGACGGCCUUCCUGUACGCGGUGUCCUCGGCCGCCCUCACGCACACUCUGGCCCGGGCCUGCAGCGCCGGGCGCAUGGAGCGUUGCACCUGUGAUGACUCUCCAGGCCUGGAGAGCCGGCAGGCCUGGCAGUGGGGCGUGUGCGGCGACAACCUCAAGUACAGCACCAAAUUCCUGAACAACUUCCUGGGGCCCAAGAGAGGAAGCAAAGACCUGCGGGCACGGGUAGAUGCCCACAACACCCACGUGGGCAUCAAGGCCGUGAAGAGUGGCCUCAGGACCACGUGUAAGUGCCACGGCGUGUCGGGCUCCUGCGCCGUGCGCACCUGCUGGAAGCAGCUCUCCCCGUUCCGCGAGACAGGCCAGGUGUUAAAGCUGCGCCACGACUCAGCCGUCAAGGUGUCCAGCGCCACCAACGAGGCCUUGGGCCGCCUGGAGCUGUGGGCACCGGCCAGAGCAGGCAGCUCCACCAGGGGCCCGGCCCCACGGCCCGGGGACCUGGUCUACAUGGAGGACUCACCCAGCUUCUGCCGGCCCAGCAAGUACUCGCCCGGCACAGCGGGCAGGGUGUGCUCCCGGGAGGCCAGCUGCAGCAGCCUGUGCUGCGGGCGGGGCUAUGACACCCAGAGCCGCCUGGUGGCCUUCUCCUGCCACUGCCAGGUGCAGUGGUGUUGCUACGUGGAGUGUCAGCAGUGCGUGCAGGAGGAGCUCGUGUACACCUGUAAGCAUUAG